UGAAGAAAAAGGCGUCGGUUAAGGAGAGAUUGGGUCGAGUGUUUGGAAGGGACUCUACGAGACCCGUAACCACUUCUCAGAUGAUAACUUCACCAAUGAAACGAGAAGUUAAGUGGAAGAAAUCGCUAUCACUGGAUAGAUUAGAUACUGAUGAGAUUGUUCAUUAUCCUAAGCAGGCGAGAAAGAGUGAUCCAGAACCUUUUCCGGGUGGUUUACGCGUUCGGCCUGGUACUAGCCCAAGUUCGGAGAUAGAUGCUAGCCCGUGUCCGAACACCGAUGCUGGCCCGAGUGUGGAGACUGUUAUUAGCCCGAGCCCAAAGAUUCUUAAUAAAAGCGUCGUUGCUGAAUUCGCGUGCGCUUCAUCCGAUGACCAGGCGGGCUCAAGCGAUUCAGUGAAACAGGAGGGUAGUUCCUCCAGAAAGAAAGUUCGAAGAAAACGAAAAUCAAUAUAUGAGAUACCCCCACCCCCUGUCCCGCCCCCGGUCGAAGCGGAGGGGGAGAAUAGAUCUGACCUUUCCCCCAAAGAGCGUACAAGAUGUUUCUCCAAUCCUGACCUUGUCGCACGGACGCCAGAUGGAGGUGAAGGUUCACAAACUAGACCUAAAAGAACUUCUCUUACUGAUAGCUCUAAAUUGGCUCUACAAGACACGCAGAAUUUCAAUACCAGUUGGUCGGAGGGGAAUGUCGCCGAAUAUAGCUCUUUGCAACAAGCAAGCGUUUGCUCACCAAGAGAGAAGGAAAGGUCAUUCCUUUUCGAAGCCAAAAACGCAGUGUAUACCACGAGUAAGCCUGAGACUAGCUCAACAGAGGCCAUUAUUUCAGCUCAAAGAAGUUCCACAGCAGUGCAUUCACAGACCUCUGGGGAUAGAACGGAUCAACGUCAUAUUGAUCGUAAAGGGUCGCAAGAAAUCCAUAGAUAUCAACAUGUUUCACCUGUCUCCCCAAAAGCAAACAACCACCCUAAUGACAAAUCAAGUGACAAUGAUAUCACCGAGAGUAUAACUAGAACAUUCAGUGACCCAUUCCCGUCUCCUGUGCGCAACUCCAAUGUACCAAAGGGCAACUCGUAUAAAAUCGUUCCUCCCCCUCCUGAAAAUCUAAAAUACUCUCCUCGAAGAAUACCUCAUUCCCAGUCCGUGUCGCAGAUAUCGUCGCGAACUGUACACAAGGAUAUCCACGGACCUACACGGACUUUAAGCGAUCCAGCAAUGGCAUUGCGGCUUGCCCCUGAGGUACCGAAGAAACCUCAAAAUCCUUCCAAAUCAACAGCAGUACCUAAGCCUGUGAAGCCAGGUGUACCUCCGAAACCCUCUGUGCCCCCAAAGCCACCAGUGGUAUCACCCAAACCCUCCAUUUCUUCCUCACGCAUAAGAUCAACAGUGUCCAGCAGUUCAAGUGAAGCCUGUGUUGAACCACUAAAAAACCAACUAAUAAAGUCAAAGACAAAAGAGAGCGCACUCACGUCAGCUGUGUCGGGAACAAGCAGGGAUACUUCUGGUAAAACAGGGAUGAUCACUGAUAAGCAUGUUCACCCUGUGGAUAAUGAUGACGUUUUUGUUAGACCUCAACCUGAGACCAAAUUUGCUGAGCCGUGCCCAGGCCCUGUGAGAAAGCGUCGUUCAUCUUUACCUGAAGAUGGGAUAACGUCAUCAAGUGAAAACAGGGGUGGUCAGAGUAAGCCACGCCCUAAGACAAUGAUGUUACCACAGGAAAGUUCCGAUGAAGGAUUGUUUACAGUUCAGUUGUUAAAGCAACAGCGCUCACUCGGUUUGGUCAUCACCGGAGGCAUCGACACCCCCCUGGGUAUGCUUUACAUCAAGGAAAUCCAAGCUGGAAUGCCUGCAGAUCUAUGUCAGCGGUUACGUGUGGGAGAUCAGAUCGUUGAAAUCAAUGGCGUGAACCUGCUGGGGGCGACCCAUGGGGAGGCUAUGAGGAUCAUGCGCACCACCCCACCCCUCGUACAACUAGUCGUGGCAAGAAGGAAUGACAGGAAUGUAGACAGCCUUUAUAUUGACGAGAGCAAACUAAAGAAAACGUCUCCAACACGUUCUAAUGAGACCAUCAUUCGAUCCGCAAUCGAGAACAGCAAAAUUCCCCGCGAUUCAUCCAACAUGGUUGUCAAGACUCCGCCAACGUCUCCGCGUGAUAAACAACGGAAAAUACCCCCGGUUGGCAGUCCCGGCCGGGAGAAAAGACCGGAUCCUGGUGGCUCGGAUAUCCCGGUGUCUUUUAUCGGAGGGGAGGAAGAACCCUUCGACGAGGCACGUGUUGAAAAGAAGGGGAUUGAUGAGGAGACCAGGUGUAACGUGACGUUAACGAAGGAUCCUUAUGCUGGAAUAGGGAUAAGCGUAGCUGGUGGCAAGGAUACUUCGAAUGAUGUUAUUACGAUUCGCCAAAUCGCCCCAGGAAGUGUGACCGCGCGCGAUGGCCGCGUGAAGGUUGGAGACAAGUUGCUUGCAGUGAACGGUCAGUCAUUGAAAGGCAUGACCAACCCCCAGGUCCUGUCCUUUUUGAAACAAACCCCGAAUACCGUGACCCUCACAUUAUCCCGUCCGAAGAAGCCUUCGGGAAACGGUCGGACUCCGCCGCCAGUCGCAAAGAAACCGCCCAAACAGACCUUUCUGUUGCCUCCAAAAGUGGAGCCACCCCCCGUCAAGGAAAAACCACAGGGGGACGAAGCCUGGCCAGUAAAGGAGGAGAAACAGAAAAAGGGACUGUGGGGGAGUAUCAGCGGUAGUCUUCACGGAGGUUUAGCAAAGAAACAUGUUGACAUCGAUAUUGGAGAGAUUGACUUAGGAGACAGCAGCGACCUACCGAAAUACCAAAAGCAUCCAUCGAGAAAGGGCAUCAAAGAACUCUUCUCUCCUCACGACAACGAGCCGGAGUUGUUGGAAAUCGACGUGGAACACGAUUCCUCUGGGGUCGGGUUCAGUAUCCGCGGUGGCCAGGACUCCAUAUAUGGCGAUUCCUCGAUAUUCGUCGAUACGGUGUAUCGGAGACCGACUCACGACCGCGCGCCAUCUCUGAAGAGUGGGGACGAGAUUGUUAUGGUGAACGGACACGAUAUGUCCCGGAUGUCGAACGCAGAUGCGGUGGAAUUGUUGAACUCUUUACCUAGGGGAAGGGUGAGGGUUAGAGCUCGCAGAAGAUAGCCGGAGAUUUGUCAAGUUCUUGAGCUUAUCAAUGCUUCCUCCUUUGUCCAACUUCAGCAAUCAUAGCUGGAAAAAUCAUAAUAAAUAUAGAUCUAUUUUAUUCGACACAAAGUUCGAAAGUAUCUCGAGAUUUACCACAUGUACACAAGAUAUGAAUUUCCGUCCAAAAUCUUUACAUCGAAAUGGCCGAAUAUAAAUAAACAUUAUUUUUCAAUUUGAAUUUUUAUCAAGAAUAUAUCUGCUGUAAUAUAUUAUUAAUGAACUGUAAAUAAGCUGAUUUGAAUUUUUGAAAUGAAUGAAUUCAAUUUUUUAACUGGACUGGAUUUUCAACUGGUAAACAAAGAUUAUAGGAUUAUAUUGUGUAA
Dendronephthya gigantea is the source of this 3517-nucleotide messenger RNA. RefSeq names its product inaD-like protein. The record is from RefSeq and is a predicted model, not a curated record. Lineage: Eukaryota; Metazoa; Cnidaria; Anthozoa; Malacalcyonacea; Nephtheidae. The coding region runs from base 81 to 3152 and encodes 1023 amino acids. The transcript is spliced from 5 exons. Gene Ontology annotation, molecular function: protein binding.